Hemiscyllium ocellatum (epaulette shark) is the source of this 9547-nucleotide messenger RNA. RefSeq names its product ankyrin repeat domain 11 (gene ankrd11). The transcript has 13 exons. Gene Ontology annotation, molecular function: protein binding. Gene Ontology annotation, cellular component: nucleus. The coding region runs from base 504 to 8516 and encodes 2670 amino acids. The record is from RefSeq and is a predicted model, not a curated record. Lineage: Eukaryota; Metazoa; Chordata; Chondrichthyes; Orectolobiformes; Hemiscylliidae. Gene Ontology annotation, biological process: anatomical structure morphogenesis.
UUCUAAUGUUUCGAAAUUAUUUUCCUCAAAAUUAAAGCGUUUAGCUUUUCUUUUAACCGCCUGCACUCUUCAGAGCGGCGACGGAGAGGAAGCGGUUUGUCUUAAAGUCCGAAGUCUCGAGACGUGUCUUUGACUUUGUUUCUUAUGCUCGGUUUUAUUUGUUCCGAAGGAGGUUGAAAGGGGGAGGGGAGGAAGAGAAAUUUCCGGCCAAGAUCAGAGUACUGCGGAUUGAGGUCUGAAAACACUCGGCUGGGCCCCGAAGUGAGAUUGUGAAUGGGAGACGGCAGUCUGGGACUCGUGUGAGGACAGUGGGGCCUUCCCUCCCUCACCCUCACCCCCACCCCCACCCACUACAACACACUGGAGCGAGCGCUGACAUCAAAACUUGUGCAGGCCUCUGUUGGAAUAAAUACAUGCCGUGGUGGAGCAGUAUGGAAUCGCAGACAGUUGAUGAUGAUGCAGUGGAUGUUUGAAUGAGGUGACAGCAGCAGGAAGGAGAAACAAUGCCCAAGAGUGGGUUUACUAAAACACCACUAUCGGAAGAUUAUCCACUGAACAUCGAUAUGGUGGAAAAACAAUCAGGGAAGAAGGAUAAGGAUAAAAUAUCAUGUAACAAGACUCCGAAGUUGGAUCGAAGUGAUGGAGGAAAAGAGGUGAAAGAGAAAGCAUCAAAGAGGAAACUGCCUUUCUCUGUUGGAGUUAACAGCAGUGAUCAGAAAGAUUCAGACACAGAAAAGCAAGGUCCAGAGCGGAAACGAGUGAAGAAGGAGGCUGGAGUCCGAAAGUGUGGAUUGUUUGGAGCAGGAAUAAGAGUUGGCUGUCCACUUUCAGAACGACAACAAGUUGCUUUGCUGAUGCAAAUGACGGCAGAAGAAUCAACAAACAGUCCAGAUCGUACUCCAAAGCAUCCCUCGCAGUCGAUUCUUGGACAAAAGAGAACACCAAGUUCUGCCUCCAAAACCAAAGACAAAGUAAAUAAAAGAAACGAGCGUGGUGAGACACGACUUCACAGAGCUGCCAUCCGGGGAGAUGCACGGCGAAUAAAAGAACUUAUUAGUGAAGGUGCAGAUGUAAACGUAAAAGACUUUGCAGGAUGGACUGCACUUCAUGAAGCAUGUAACAGAGGUUACUAUGAUGUUGCUAAGCAACUUCUUGCAGCAGGUGCUGAAGUCAAUACGAAAGGCUUGGAUGAUGACACCCCUCUCCAUGAUGCAGCUAAUAAUGGUCAUCGUAAGGUCGUGAAGCUGCUGUUGAGAUAUGGAGGGAAUGCUCAUCAGAGUAACAGAAAAGGCGAGACACCGCUCAAAGUUGCCAAUUCUCCCACCAUGGUGAACCUAUUACUGGGAAAGGCUUCCUGCAGCUCCAGUGAUGAGAGUUCAACAGAAACUUCAGAAGAUGAAGAUGCUCCCUCAGUUGCACCAUCCAGUUCAAUUGAUGGUAAUAAUACAGACUCAGAAUUUGAGAAGGGCCUAAGGCACAAAAUCAAGCGACAAGAGUCCUCUAAAACAGUAACACCAGUCAAAGAUGAGUAUGAAUUUGAUGAGGACGAUGAGGAAGAUAGAAUACCACCUGUUGAUGACAAACAUUUGCUCAAGAAAGAUUAUCGAAAGGACAUGAAAAUAAACAGUUGUAUUUCUAUUCCUAAACUAGAGACAAAAACCUAUUCUAAAAAUCCUCUUCUAACACCAAAGAAAGCUCCACGACGUAUAUUAUCUGACACCAACAGUUCAGAUGAAGAAGAUAGAUUAAUACGUUUCUCUCCUCCUCUUAGCAGACCUUUAGUGCAUGCUAGUCUGCUGAAUGCAAGCUCUAAACAAAGAGAGUCACUGGUUAAAAAGCAACAAAAGGAGAAAACUAAAGUGAAAAAAAAAUGGAAAAAAGAGGUGAAAAACAAGGAGGUCAGAUUGGGUAAGGAUGAAGAUCUGUUCAAUUCAUCUGCAACAGAAAGUGAUGACUCAGAAAGUGAGGAAGAGGAUAAAGGUUCCAUACAGAGUGGAAUUAGCAUGAAGGAGUCUUUUAUGAGCUUGAAAGAAUCAACAAUGUUCUCUUCACUUCCUGCAUCCUGCUCUUCCUCUCAAGCAAGCUAUAUGUCAUCAAAGCAUAUUCCCAGUCUUGCAGAGCAACAUACUAAACCUUGGCGAACUGAUAGUUGGAAAUCAAACAUGUCACCUGUGUGGUCUGAUGUGAGCUCUUUGUCAGAGUCUGUGAGAACGCGACUAACGAGUGAAUCGGAUUAUUCUUCAGAAGAUUCAAGUUUAGAGUCUAUUAAACCAUCAAAAGAGGUGAAAGUCCAUAAAAAGAAAAAUCUGAUCGAUGGAGAUGUUAUAGAAAAGAAGGUGACUGAUGAUAUCUUUAAGAUUUUGAACACUGAUGGAAUAGUUCGGAAAUUUGAUAAGAAGGGCAAAGUUGUUAAAAAGCAUAAAAUGAAGCACAGGCACAAAAUAAAAGACAAGGAGAAAGGGAAAUCUCAGAGCACUAUGACAGAGUAUGAUAAAUUUUCAAAAGCUGAGAGUUUAAAUAUGGACGAAUCUAAGCAAAGAGCAGACAAAUGUUUAAGUCCAGAAGUAGUUAAACAUGACAAAGAAGAAUUGAAGAAGGAAGAAAGAGAAAAACUUUUUAAAGUCAAACCUGAAGAAAAAGACUGGUUGCUUAAAGAUGAUUUAGGGAAAACCUGUAAAGAAGAAAAGCUAACAAAGAAAAUUAGAGAUACCACUAAAGAUGUUAACAAAUCUCUAAAAGAGGAGAAAGAGAAAAUGUCUAAAGUCAAUAAAGAAAAAUCUUUUAAAGAGAGGGAAAAAUAUUCCAAAGAAGAAAAGCUUAAAAUCCACAAAGAUGAUAAAAAGAAAAAGGCAAAGGACAAAUUUGCAAAAGGUGAGAAAUAUCAAAAAUCAGACAAAGAUAAAGGUCUUAAAGACGACAAGGAAAAAUUAACAAAGGAAAAGACUCACAAAGAGGAAUCAGACUAUGAGGAUCUGAAAAUCAGGAAUCAGUUUGUAGAUGAUGAUAGGUUCAGUGCAUCUGAUCAUGAAGAUAAUUGGUUUUCAGAUUUAUCAUCUGAUUCUUCUUUCUCUGACUUAAAAGAAGAUAAUUGGAGUAUUCCAAUCAAAGACUUAAAGGAACACAAAGAUGGUGCAGUAGGAAAACUGGUUGUUGAAGCGACGAAGGAAGAAAGUAAGGAAAGGAAAAAGGAAUUGAAGUUAAAGGAAAAGCGUGAACUAAAUGAAAAACGCCAUGAUAAAGACACAAGGAAGAAAGAUAGAGAUUAUGUAGAAAAAAAUGCAGAGAAGAAAAAGGACCAAUCUGAUAAACAUAAGUCAGGACAAGGAUGUCCUCUGGAGAAAGAUAAAAAGAGAAAAGACUCCACUGAAAGUGUUAAGGACCGAAAAGAUAAAGAUACCUUUGAAAACAUUAAAGAUCGGAAAGAUACCAUACCUGAAUAUAGCAAGGAAAGGAAAGAUCUUAAAGGAAAACUAGAAGAUGCCUCCAAAGGUGAUUCAAGAGAGUUUGGGAGUGAAUGUUUCUUCAAAGAGAAGUCUGAAAGUGAUUUCACUGGAAGAAUGAUCGAAGCAAGAGAGAGACAUUAUUCAGGGAAAGAGAGAGACAAAAAAGAGGGACCUGAAAAGAAGGACAGAAUAAAAAUGGAAAAACAUAAAGACAAGUCUAAGGAGAAACCUUCAUUGGAAAUUGAAAAGGACAAAAUAGAGAAAAGCUUGAUUGAUAAAUUCUUGAAAGACAAAGAUACUGAUCGAGAAAAGCAAUACAGAGAGCCGGGUAGUUUCAAAGACAAAAGAGAACAAAAAGAAAAGAACCGAGACCUUUUCAGCCGAGACAAGGAUAGAAAAAUGUUAGAGCUGAACAAAGAAAGAGAGAAAAAUGUAAUCGAAAAACAUAACGAAAAAGACAAAGAUGUUCCAGAAAGAAAAGAAAAAGAGAAAAUAGAUAAACAAAAAGGAACUGAUCUGGAAAUAGGAAAGGAAAAGUGCUGGCAUAGCAAAGCAAAUGACAUCUUCACAGAUGAAAGUGGUGAUGAGGUAAAUUAUCGUGAAUUUGACAGUAAUCAGAUGUGCAGAAGUGACACUCAACCUGAAAAGGAAGAGGCAAAGGCAGAGAGGGAGCCAUUUCUCUCUGAUAAACAGAGAAGAUGCUCAGUUGACAAAUAUUCAGCAGAAAAGCAUAAAGAUAAAGAACUGAAAGAUAAGAAAAAGGACAAAAUUUCAGAUAGUGGGAAAGAUAAGAGAGAAAAAUGUUUAUCUGAAAGACAGAGAGAAAAAAAGGAUAAAGAACUGGGUGAUAAAUUUAAAGAAAAGAAGGAAAGAGUGUUAACAAAUUCAAAUCUAGAAAAGAAAUUCAAGCUGAAGCUUCCCGAAAAGAUAGAGAAGCGACACUCCUGUGAUGAAAAGUUGAAAGCUAAAGGCAAGGAUAAAGUUGACAAAGAACUCUUAUUGAAGGAAAAGAGGCUUUCAAAAGGAAAUACAAUAGAAGAAGAAAAAAAAUGCCCAGAAAAACUGCAAACUACAACUUUCAAUGAAUUGAAAGAGGAUUCCAAUGACAAGAGCAGCGAAUUUUCAUCUGACAGCUUCACAGAAAGAACACAUGAUUCUGCAACGUGUGGUUUUAAUGAUGUUGCAAAUGUUGAUCAUGAUAUUGGAGAGGAAAAAAUGAAGGAUUCUCUUUUCAUUUUGUACACACAUGAAAAGAGUAAAGAAAAGGAGAGAAAUAGGCAUUCAUCAUCAUCAUCAUCAAAGAAAAAUCAUGAGAAAGAUAAAAUAAAGAGAGAGAAACGGGAAAAGUCUGAGGAAUUCAGAGACUCUGCUGGAAAAAGAGAAGGUUCAGCAUUUGAAAGAGAACCCAUAAUGUCUGAUAGUGAUUUGCUAAGCCAUUUUCUAAAACUUGAGAAAGAAGAUGAACUCAACAAAAGUGUGGAUGUUGUGUUAAAUGAGAAAAAAGAUAAGGGUGAGUCUGAAAAGGAGUUGUCUAAAAAAUCAGAAAAGGUUUUGAUCACUAUCAAGGAGAGGGAUAAGGAUAAGAAAAAGAAAGAAAAGCACAAAGACAAAUCAAAAGAUGACAAAGAAAAGCACAAGGAAAAACAUGGCGAAUUAACCAUGAUUUGCAAACAUUCAAAAGAAGAACAAAAGUCUGGAACUAAAGACUCUCUUUCAACAGUUAGGGAGUUAAAUGGGAACAAAGAGAAAGCAAAAGAUGACUGUUUCAAAAAUCAUGACAUUAAACAAAAAGAAAAAGUCAAAGAUGGUGUAGAAAAGGAUAAAAAUGAAUCUGUUAAGUUUAGAAUCGGUGAAAAUGAUAAAUUAAACCCAUCAAAAGAAGUUUCCCGUAAGGACAGCAGGCCUAAGGAGAAGCUUUUAGUUGAUGGAGACCUAAUGAUGACUAGUUUUGAGCGUAUGCUAAGCCAGAAAGAUCUAGAAAUUGAAGAACGUCACAAAAAACAUAAGGAAAGAAUGAAACUAAAAGAGAAGCUGAGGCACAGAUCAGGUGAUCCCAAGUUAAGGGAAAAAUUCCGAAAUGCAGAAGAAGGACGUAGGAGAAACUUUGAUCUGCCAACUAAAAAGAGUUUAAUUGAGUCUCAACAAAGAGACAAAAAAACUAAAGAUCAAGUGCAAAGUCAAAUUACAUCACCAGACACACAAUCUCAGCCAGUUUCUGGUCCCGAUGCAAAAGAUUGGCUACCUAGUCCUGGGUUGAAGGAGAAUUUGUCUGCUUCACCAAGAUCUGAUCAAGAUAGAUCCACAGGUGUUCCAAAACUGACUCCAGUGGUUUCUUGUCCAAGUUAUGAGGACUUGCUGCCAGCACCCCAUACACCUAACUGUGUGAACGAAGAUCUUACAGAUCUGUUUGAAGGAAUAGAGUCCCAGAAUUCAGUGACCAUCUCCACAAUAUCCAUGAAUGCUUGUUCUCCUUCCUUUUUUGAUAGCUAUCUAAAUGCCCCCACUAACAUUCAAGAGAAUUCAAAUCCAACCAGCACUGUUCCUGGGCUCUAUCGAUCAUUGUCAAUGGAUGCCAGAAGGUCAGUAGAAGACGAAUUUAACACUAAUUCUGACAAAUUCUACAGGCAACAGAGUAUGCCAGCCUCAGCAGACUAUGAUGCUUCUAUUCCUCAGCCAAUGGAGGAGAAGUCCAUUGUUCAGUCUGAGAGGUUCUCUGGCUUGUCCCCAACAUACAUUUCCCCUGAGUAUGGUAUUUCCUCACCACAGUUGGAGCAGUCUCAUUCUAGAGUAGUCAAAUCAUUUACUGAAAAUUUGAACCCUUCGCCUGAAAGUGUACUUAAUCAUUUGCAGACAGAACCUUCACCAUCACAUAAAUAUGAUCAACUAGAGCCAUCUCUAGACAGCUUAGUUACCGACUUUGGUUUGCCAUUGGAUUCUUCGGAACAACAAACAAAUACUCCCCUGACUUCUCCUAAUUCAGCUUUAAGUGCCAGUUUUCUGCCUACAUCUGGAGACCCAUUUGCUCCUAAUGAGUCAGUCCAGAGUAAACUAAGCUAUCCAGCUUCUCCGCACAGAACAUUUGAACAGCUAAGUCUGAGCCCUAUGGCUAAUUCAUUGGACCAUUCAGUGAAUUGGUCACUAGGUUCUGAGUUGCAACUGAGGCCACCUCAAGUAUCUCUUGGUGAAGCCUCCAAACACCUUUGUCCUUCAGAAACUAUGAAUACCGCAGAAAUGCCAUCAGUUUCAUCAAUUUCAUCUCCUUUUCCUGAAUCCCCUGUCCAGUGUCCAAUAUCAACCCCUCAUUUGGGGCAAGAUGGAGACAGAGGUGAUAUGACAUGUGUGGAUCAAAUGGAAGAAUCGCCAGCUUUAGAUGGUACUAUCUGUUCUUCUCCUGGAAGAACAGAUUCACCACUUGAUUCCUGCAAGCUACUUCCUCAAAACUGUACUGGGAAUGUGACUCCAGAAACGCAUUCUAUAGCUGUUGAAAACCAGCAGGAACCAAUUAAAUCAGAAAAAUGCAUACAGCUACACCAGAAUAUUACUUCUGAAGACCAAGAAGAACCUUUAUGGAAUGAUUCUUUUCCAAAUUCAAUAGAUGAUCUUGAUUUGGGGCCAUUCUCACUUCCAAUGCUGCCAAUACAGGACAAAGAAGAUCCACUUGUUGAAAUGACAGAGCCUGAAUCUGAAGAAAUUGCUAAAACACCUGACACUAAUGAUUCUGCAACUGUGAAUGCGAGUACUGAAGUUAUAGAUUAUCCUCCUUUGUCAUCAGUGGAAGAGCGUGAAGCUAAUAAUGAGAUUCUAAAGAUGGAACCAAUAAUAGUAGAUGACAAAAUUGUGGAUAGUGUCAGUAACAUAACAGUAGAAAAGACCUCUGUAAAAGCUGAAGAUAUUGGGGAGAGUAGUAUUCAGCUGCUUUCGGUGCAGCAUGCUGAAUCAGGUCCUGAAUUUGAAGACAAAGCUGUGGAUGUUACUCCGAGUUCUUUGGCAAAUGGCACUGUUUUCAAAGUACUUGAAGCUACAGAGGUGACAGUUAAACCAGUAAUUGAGACUGCGAAGCCAACCAAAGCAGAAGAAGUUCCUCAACGAAUGACAAGAAACCGAGCACAAAUGUUGGCUAAUCAAAUUAAACAAAAUAAUGCUAUUGCUAUGGAGAAGGAUACUGCUCCAGUUCAAUUAGGAAAAGCAAAAGGGCGAGUUGUGGAUGAGGAUGACGCACAUGUGCAACAUCCACGCAAACGAAAAAUCCCUCGUGCAAAUCAUCAACCAAUGAUUCUCAACCCAUCAGCACAGCAAACCCGAGAAAUAAUCCAACAAACAUUGGCAGCUAUUGUUGAUGCAAUUAAAUUGGAUGAGAUUGAACCAUAUCACAGUGAUCGAUCAAAUCCCUAUUUUGAAUACCUUCAAAUUCGUAAAAAGAUUGAAGAAAAGCGUAAAAUCUUGUGCUGUAUUAUCCCACAAGCACCUCAGUGCUAUGCUGAAUAUGUCACGUAUACCGGUUCUUACUUGCUGGAUGGAAAACCUCUCAGCAAACUCCAUAUCCCAGUGAUUGCACCACCUCCAUCCUUGUGUGAACCACUGAAGGAACUUUUCAGGCAUCAAGAAGCAGUGCGUGGCAAACUACGCCUUCAACAUAGCAUUGAGCGGGAGAAGCUAGUAGUUUCAUGUGAACAAGAAAUUCUACGAGUACACUGUCGAGCAGCAAGGACUAUAGCAAAUCAAGCAGUACCAUUUAGUGCCUGCACAAUGUUGCUUGACUCUGAGGUUUACAACAUGCCAUCAGAAAGUCAGGGGGAUGAAAAUAAAACGUCUGUGAGGGAUCGGUUUAAUGCUCGGCAAUUUAUUUCGUGGCUACAGGAUGUAGAUGACAAAUAUGAUAGAAUGAAGACAUGCUUGUUAAUGCGACAGCAGCAUGAGUCAGCUGCAUUGAAUGCAGUCCAACGAAUGGAAUGGCAGCUAAAAGUGCAGGAGCUUGACCCAGCCGGACACAAAUCCUUGUGUGUCAGUGAGGUCCCUUCCUUCUAUGUGCCAAUGGUUGAUGUGAAUGAUGACUUUGUGCUUCUACCAGCAUGACAGUGUUAAUGUGUAACUGAUAACCAUUGUGGCACAAAGAGGGAUACUUCCCAAAGGAACGUUAGUUCAAGUUUUUUUUCUUUUAAAUCCUUAAGUGCUGCUUGCUAAUGAUUCCCUGUUUCAUGAGGAGGAAGCAUCAUUUAAACUAUAUUGCACUUUUCACAGAUUUUAGAUAUCACUUCUGCAGGGAAGAAGGAUGUCAAGGUAGGUCAGUCGUUCAGAUGUAAUGAAACUUAAGCAAUUACAGCCUGCAAGCUAAACGGGAAAGUAGCAGGCCAAAGGUUAUAUCCAUGUUGAAGAGUAGAACAGUAGGAUUCAGAAUACUGUGCUUGCUGACAUAACAGUGACCUUGAUCAUUUUUUCGCGAAGGAGAGGCAAUGAUCAUUCAGUAAUUUAUAUUGGAGUUGUAAUUUCAGUUCCACUAUAAAGAACUGUUGGGAAAAGGAGUACCAGUUUUGCAUACCUCUUUAAUUGUAGAUAAUGUCAGCUGAUCAAAUUUGCACAAAAUCUGGUCAGAUUUAAAUAUCAUUCAACAAAGUAUAGGUCACAAGUCUGAAAGCAAGACUUUAAGUGCAUUCUGAAUCAAGUUAUCAGUUUGAAGAUCACAAUUUUAUUUCAAAGGGAAAGAGGUGUAACAUUUUCAGUCAUCUUGUAACUUCCCAUCAUGUCCUUUGUGUACUCUUGUCCACAAUUGGUCAUGUGACUAAGUCUGCUUGUUGACUGCAAUUCUGUUACUCCUGAGAACAAAAGUAACUCAAGGCAAGAAGUCCUGUGGAAGAAGCGAUUUUAUGAUAAGGCACCGAGUAUGUUGUAUUUUCUUUCCACUCAUUAUCCCUACUUUAAUUCUUGGGCAUUCAUUGUUUCUCUAGCAGAGAGCAUCACUUCACACUACAGAGCCAAUGCUUAAAACGUUUUAAAAGUAUAUCCCUAAAUGCUGUACAGUUUUUUUAUAUGCGUUAACCAGUGUACAAUGAUGGCAAUGGCUGCCUUUAGAUAAUUUAUUUUGCCACACAUUACUGCACAGUUGUAAA